This is a messenger RNA of Aureobasidium subglaciale EXF-2481, 1926 nucleotides long. RefSeq lists its product as uncharacterized. Lineage: Eukaryota; Fungi; Ascomycota; Dothideomycetes; Dothideales; Saccotheciaceae. Gene Ontology annotation, molecular function: chromatin insulator sequence binding. Bases 1 to 1926 code for a protein of 641 amino acids. The record is from RefSeq and is a predicted model, not a curated record. Gene Ontology annotation, cellular component: chromosome. The transcript has a single exon. Gene Ontology annotation, biological process: regulation of transcription by RNA polymerase II.
AUGAGUUACGAUUGUGAGACGUGUGACCGUGAGUUCUACUCGUGGCGAGCAGCGCAACAACACAUGGAUGCAUUGAAUCACCAUGGCUGCGGAUCGUCCAGCUCGGAAGACGAGGAUGGGUUUGAGUGCGAUAGGUGCAGCCGUACCUUCAUAUCAUGGGACUCCUGCAGACAGCACAUGAACGCGAUGGCCCACUGGUUCACCGAUUUGUGCGAGACUUGCGGUAGGCGGUUUGUUAAUGCUAACGUGGCAGAGCAGCACAUGGGCGCUCUCGGACACUUGUCUUGCUCUGCUUGCGAUCGUUACUUUCAACGCAAUGCCGAUCUCACUCAGCACACGAACUUUUCGAUCCAUCGCAAUCUCGCAGCUCCUGUCCCCAAUAUCCAACCCCCGUCCACACCAGCGCCAGUGUUGGCACCCCAGAUCACAACGUAUCACACUCCUUCAGCACCAGUAUUGACACCUCAUGUCACUGCCAAUCCCAAUCCUCCAGCCUCCAGUCGUUCAUCUCUUCUGCCCGCUUUACCUCUCGUCACACCAGAAGCUGCUGCAAACCCACCGACUUUCGUUGCUCCUGCUCCUGCACGGCCGCUGCAAAUCACUCGGCCGCCACUUCCUGCUCCAGUCACUCUCUAUAUUCCGCCGGUUCCGCCAAAUAUAUCCACUGGCACUAUUACGGGUUUUCAACGGAGCGACGUCACUCCACCACCUGUCUUUACAUCGGCUAUCCUUCCUACUCCACCUGUUCAGCCAAAAUUGCUCAUCGCCACUGCUCCCAACUUCCACUUGGGCGAUAUCACUCCACCACCUACACCCGCACCAGCUCUUACCUUCGAAUCCUCCGAUUUACCGUCGUGGCCUGUCGCUAGGCUUGUCGGCGCUCGACCAGUGGGGCCUGCACCCAUCCCGCUGUCCGUAUCUGUCCCUGUUGAUGUCUUUCAAUCGACCAUCGUUCCUGAUCCCACAGCUCGAACUCUUCCUCAGGUCUCCAUCUUCACGCCCCCUUUGGACAUCGCAUCCAGUCCAGCGGCAGAAAAUAUCUUUCUCCCGACCGUGGCUGCCACUUCAACCGUUGUAUUGAGUCCCAAAGUCGACACCCUUCCUUUGGAUUCAACUGUUGUCUCUACAUCGACCAUCGUAUCCGGGCCAAUAGUUGAUACUGUUCCUCUGCUACCGACCGUCAUCACUUCUUCAACAAUCGAAUCAGGUCCAACGGUGGAAACUACUCCCGUCGCCCCGACUGAUGUCUCUAAUCUUGCUAUCGUAUCUGGUUCUACGGUUGACACCACCCCUGGCAUUUCGAUCGUUGUCCAAUACAUUACUUGCGAUGGAUUCACCCAGACGCAGAACAGCGUAGUCUGGUCGAGAAGCGAGAUCAAGUCUCAACAGACAGAACCUUACACGACACAAACCUGUCCAUACUUUACAAGAAGUGAGAUCAGAUCACAGCACACUGUGCCGACCGAUCUCGUGAGUCUUGAUAGGCGCCCAUCCUUCUCGUGGAGUCAGAUUGUUUCACAGCAUAUAGACCCGCGUGGACCACCGGAAAAAACCAUCGCCUGUAAGUUCUGCCGGGGCACUUUUGAGGCCUUUUCCGAGUGUGCUCAGCACCUGGAAACCUCAUCAUGUCCAGUCCGUCCAGGCAUCACUCGCAUGACCAUGCAUCGGUGUCUUCGGGGAAUGGAUCAGACUGGUAAAUACUGCAUACACGCAUUACAAUACAGAGGUAUUCUGUUAUAUAUCUGCCCUAACAAGACCGGAAACUGCGGAGCCAGGCCUCUGCCCUCGCUCGCCGCGCUACUGAGUCACCUCGAAGGGGAGAGCUGCAGUUCCCGCGAGUUGUCCAAUUCGCGUGAAGUGGCCGAUAGCUUUGUGAAUCUGGUCUUUGGAAGCCCUAUAAAAGCUAACCGAAGACUAAGGCAUUAA